Phodopus roborovskii (desert hamster) is the source of this 1797-nucleotide messenger RNA. Its product is annotated as von Willebrand factor A domain-containing protein 5A-like. Lineage: Eukaryota; Metazoa; Chordata; Mammalia; Rodentia; Cricetidae. The record is from RefSeq and is a predicted model, not a curated record.
AUGGAAGCUGCUGUGACUGUUCCCUUGGCUGAAGGACACAUGUUUGACCAGGAUGUGGAACUCCUGAUUUACUACAGUGAAUUGCACAAGCCCAGUGUAGCUGUGGAGAUGGGGAUGCAGAACAUGAAGCCAGAUAGUUUGAUGGGUGCUCCUUCUGUAAUGGUGAGUUUCUAUCCAGAUAUCCCAGAAGUGGAGGCCUCAAAGGCUUGUGGAGAAUUUGUGUUCCUCAUGGACCGCUCUGGGAGUAUGGAUUAACCCAUGAACGACCAGAAGGAUUCUCAGCUAUGCAUAGAGGCUGCCAAGGAAACUCUGUUGCUGUUGCUGAAGAGUUUACCUAUGGGUUGUUACUUUAACAUCUAUGGAUUUGGAUCUUCCUAUGAAAAGUUCUUUCUGGAGAGUGUGAAGAACACUCAGGAAACAAUGGAAGAGGUAGUGAACAGAGUGAAGGAUCUAAAAGCAGUCCUAGGGGGUACUGAUAUCUUGGCAGCACUCCUCAACAUUUAUAAAGGACCCUCCAUUCCUGGCCAUCCUUUACAGAUCUUUGUCUUCAUGGAUGGAGAAGUUAUGGGCACAUUUAGUGUCAUUAAAGAAGUUAAGUUAAACAGCAAGAAGCAUAGAUGUUUCUCAUUUGGAAUUGGAGAAGGAGCCUCCACCAGUUUAAUCAAAGGCAUUGCCCGGGUAUCAGGGGGCACUGCAGAGUUUAUUACAGGCAAGGACAGGAUCCAGACCAAGGCUCUUGGGUCUCUGAAGUUUGCCCUAAACUGUUCGGUGGAUGACUUCUCUCUGAGUUGGGAUUUGCCUCCUGGUCUGUCAGCUAGCAUGCUUUCUCCAGAGCAGACUGUCAUCUUUAGGGGUCAGAGAUUAAUCAUCUAUGCCCAACUCAUUGGGACUAUGCCUCAAGUGGAGACCUCUGGAGAAGUGUGCCUCAAGUAUGCACUCCAAGGCAAGAGUCUUGAAAACAGGGUGACAUUUUCCCUACAGCCCAAGACAAACACCAGCUUCACCAUUCAUCGUUUGGCUGCAAAGUCCUUGAUUCAAAUGAAGGACUUGGGCUCUCAUGAGGCCUCAAAAGCAGAAAAAGAUGAUGUGUUGAACAUCAGCAUUCAGUCUGGAGUCCUCAGCUCCUUCAGCUUCAUUGCAGUAAACAAGGAGCUCAACCAGCCAGUGCAGGGGCCUUUGGCUCACAGAGUGAUUCCAAGGCCAGUAAUUUUUCCAAAUUUGCCUAAGAUAUGUACUCCUGGGUUUGAAGAACUACAGAUGUGCUUGCUCAGCUCAGAUCAAGGGUUCCAAAAGACACAAUCAGAAGUAGAAAAGGGUUUAGAAGAUGAUAAACCUCUUCAAGCCCGCUAUUCAUAUGACUGUGUGAAAGAUACAAACUACAUGGGCGUGAUGAAAAACUCAGAAUCCUCCACCAAGAAAAGCAACUUGAAAAAUGAACACAAAGUUGUUAGAGAAAAUGCUGUUCUGCGCCUGAUUUACCUACAGAAAGCAAAUGGCUCCUGGGAGCUGGAUAAGGAUCUGGCUAAGAUCCUGGGCACUAGUUUGGAAGACGUGAAGGCUGCAAAUCCUACCAAGGAUGAGGACCCCUCAGCCUGGACCACAGUGCUGGCUGUGCUCUGGCUGAAUGCCAAUGGGACAGACUCAAAGUGUGAGUGGGAGAUUCUGGAAAAGAAUGCAGUGGCCUGGCUUCAUGACCACGCAGAUUCCUCCAUCCCCAUGCUAGUGAAUGCUGCCAAUCAUUUCCUGAAAUUGCCUGUGACUCUUGAUGCCUUUGUCUUCUGAGAAUGCAACCCAAGA